AUGAGAGAACUGAUCGUUGCACUGUGCUUCGCAUGGUGCAGUGCUUACUACGCUGUGGGCAAACACGAAGCGGCUGUGGCAGGGGUUGCGGCAGCGCCGAUGCCGCUUCAGGGGGACGACGGGCCGCAAUGCACGGCGUCGACCAACGGCAAGUUCGCCAUGGGUCCCUGCGAACAGGCGUAUUACGAGUGCGUCAAAGGAACUCGUAUGGUGAAGACCUGCUCGGACAAUGAGGUGUUCGACAUCACUCUGCAGCAGUGCGUUUUGUACGCGGACGCAGUCGACUGUGUCAUUGCCGACACGAUGGAACAGGGAGAUAAC
Molecule: messenger RNA, 321 nt
Organism: Soboliphyme baturini
Lineage: Eukaryota; Metazoa; Nematoda; Enoplea; Dioctophymatida; Soboliphymatidae
Source: the annotation of a GenBank genome assembly